UUGCUUGUAGCACACGCUGUAUUUUUUGACAUCGAUACGAAGAUGGCAUUCAACAUGAAGCAGCAUGUGAAUACGGGCGUGUCGCGCAAGGUUGCUGGUGCCGGGCGCUUUCCCGCAGUUGCGGUCCGGGCAGUCGCAGCGCAAGCACCACCAGCCGCCGUGGCCGAAACGAAGCAGGCCUAUGGAGUCUUCCGGCUUUCUUAUGACACCCAGAAUGAGGACCCUUCUCUGACCCGCAGUUGGAAGAAGACUAUCAAAGUCGCUGUGACUGGCGCAUCUGGCAACAUAUCCAACCACCUGCUUUUCAUGCUUGCAUCCGGAGAAGUCUAUGGUAAAGAUCAGCCUAUCGCGCUGCAGCUGCUUGGAAGUGAGCGCUCAAAAGAGGCGCUUGAAGGAGUUGCCAUGGAGCUCGAGGAUAGUCUCUACCCCCUUCUGCGUGAGGUGUCCAUCGGUACUGACCCCUACGAGGUCUUCGGUGAUGCCGACUGGGCUCUCAUGAUUGGCGCAAAGCCACGUGGUCCGGGCAUGGAGCGUGCUGACCUGCUGCAGCAGAACGGCGAGAUCUUCCAGGUUCAGGGCCGUGCCUUGAACGAGUCUGCCAGCCGUAACUGCAAGGUGAUUGUGGUGGGCAACCCCUGCAACACCAAUGCCUUGAUCGCCAUGGAGAACGCACCCAACAUACCGCGGAAGAACUUCCAUGCCCUCACCCGCCUGGAUGAGAACCGCGCCAAGUGCCAGCUUGCCCUCAAGUCGGGCAAGUUUUACACCUCCAUUUCGCGCGUGGCGAUUUGGGGCAACCACUCCACCACUCAAGUGCCGGACUACAUCAACGCCCGCAUCGGCGGCAUACCCGCCACUGAUGUCAUCCGGGACAUGAAGUGGUUCCGCGAGGAGUUCACUCCCAAGGUGGCCCUCCGCGGUGGCGCGCUUAUCAAGAAGUGGGGCCGCUCCUCCGCAGCCUCGACCGCCGUGUCUGUCGCCGAUGCCAUCCGCUCGCUGGUUACUCCCACGCCACCGGGCGACUGCUUCUCGACGGGCGUUAUCUCGGAUGGCAACCAGUACGGCGUCCGUGAGGGGCUGAUUUUCUCGUUCCCGUGCCGGUCCAAGGGCGACGGUGACUACGAGAUCUGCGACGAUUUUAUUGUGGAUGAGUGGUUGCGCAAUAAGAUCCGGGCAACUGAAGACGAGUUGCAGAAGGAGAAGGAAUGCGUCUCGCACCUCAUCGGCAUGAUGGGCGGAUCUUGCUCGUUGCGUGGCGUCGAGGACACCACGGUCCCUGGCGAGAACUAAAUAAAGUUGCGGGCCGAGUCUCCACGGUGCAAAAAACUGUUGUAAAUCAGCGCCAUCAAUCGAGUGCUGCUGCAGCUGCGGCAGCCAGUGGUCAGCCUUUAUGGCUUUUCCAUAGGAAUGCUAUCGUCCGUUGCGUGUUCCUGGGUGCACCAUGCGGCACAUCAUCCCGACACGGAUGAUCGGGUUGAGCGCACCGUUUGCGGUGUGGAAACGGAGAUGUCAGUGGGAUCUGUGGUGGCAGCUGAAACGUUCGCGAGUGAUGAUUGAGCAUCUGGGCGUGGCUUAAAGAGACGCGAGAGUGUGUCUUGGUAAUAAGCGGGAAUAGCUCUUUCGUCCCGCAUACACUAGCCCGCCAAACUCUCGCUGAUGCGGUGCGUGCUGUGCAGGGCAACCGUGAAAUGAUCGUCGCAGGUGUCGCAACAAGCAUCAAGAAAUAUGAGCGGAGUGAGUGGCCUUGUUCCUUUGGCAGAGGAGUAGAAGAGAAAGCUUCGUUGCUAGGGGUCCUGGGCUGCAACCGCGCCUAGGUGGUGCGACGGCUACGGCGGCCAUUACUUUACAAAGAAGCAAACCGACUUGCAUAAGGAUACCGUUAGAAGUGACUUGCUUUGAAAAUGAUAUAUUCUGCUCCCGGACUGGUAUCACGGAACGCGUAAUGGGGCAAUUUUGUGCGCAGGUACUGUCGGAGCUGGUAUUAUCGGGCUUUUAUCGGUUUUCCAUUAUGUUUGUGUGUAUGUGUCAUACCUCGAGUUGUGUUAUUUUCCAGAGGUGUAAUGAAUCAAUGUGAUGAGGGGUUAAAGUGGUGAUGACGUGGCUAACAGAGGUGACAAGGGGGACCGUGGAAGAUUAAGAUGGUUGGCAAUUGAGGAUAAGGUUUGCCUGGUAAGGUGCCCUGUAGUGCGUGGGGAUAACGACGAGUGAGUGGAAGGGUGUCUUGAGACCUGACAGCGAGCCUGCGUCGCCCACUUCGCUCUCGAGAAGUCCCCUGAAUUCCUGACGUUGGCACUGCUGCUUGCGCCUUCCUCCCUGCCAGCCCAAUGUGGCUGCAAAACACAUUGCUGGGCAUGCGUGGGCUUGUUUGCGUUAAGGGUCGAGUUCAGCUCCCCAGCCGCAGUACAAGAUCCUGCUCAAUCAGUCCGGAAAAUGGCGAAUUAAACGGUUUGCGGCGGUUUAUCGUGCGCAACUUCCGGUCAACGCCAGUGGCUUAUCAACUUUGUUUAUCUUGAUUUAAGAUGAAGUCAUGUAUUAUUUUGUUGUCGUGGUCCGCCGGUACGUUCUACGUCCCAAGCGGGGAUGAGUGAUUAUGGUAUCCAUUUUGCAGCGCUAACAGAGCUGUCGGCAUGCUUAUAUGAGCCGGCAGCACGCGUUGCCGCAGGAAUGGAGAGGUGUCUGGGUCGCUGCACAUCCGGCAAGGAAAUUUUAGCUUGGGGCUGUGCGGCGAAGUAGGUUAAUAGUCGUUGGUCGAGCUUAUUAUUAGGAUCUUUGCUGUUAAGCAGUUCUAUGUUUUUUGUUGUCGCGAGAAGUCGUGUCCUGCUGAUAUUAUGCUGGGGCCUGGUAACUUCUAGCUUGGCCUCCAUCGCGCUCUCCCUCCACCGACACCCAUACAGGGCCGACGGCGUCCGCUGGACGCCAUAUGGUCCAGUCAAUGUCCAUGCUGACCUUAGAUUUUGCGAAAAUCGCGUUAACUCGUAGCCCAAAGAACGGCCUUGGAAGAUGUAAAAGCCUUGUCGCUGAA
This is a messenger RNA of Volvox carteri f. nagariensis, 3022 nucleotides long. RefSeq lists its product as uncharacterized. NCBI's taxonomy places the organism in Eukaryota, Viridiplantae, Chlorophyta, Chlorophyceae, Chlamydomonadales, Volvocaceae. The record is from RefSeq and is a predicted model, not a curated record. Gene Ontology annotation, biological process: malate metabolic process; oxaloacetate metabolic process; tricarboxylic acid cycle. The coding region runs from base 43 to 1290 and encodes 415 amino acids. Gene Ontology annotation, molecular function: L-malate dehydrogenase (NADP+) activity; L-malate dehydrogenase (NAD+) activity. The transcript has 7 exons.